Capsicum annuum is the source of this 513-nucleotide messenger RNA. RefSeq lists its product as uncharacterized. The transcript has a single exon. NCBI's taxonomy places the organism in Eukaryota, Viridiplantae, Streptophyta, Magnoliopsida, Solanales, Solanaceae. The record is from RefSeq and is a predicted model, not a curated record. Bases 1 to 513 code for a protein of 170 amino acids.
AUGAACCACGUUCCUAGAAGUAAGCUUGUUUUACAGGAAUUGAGCAAUAGAAUAACGAAUAAUGAAACUCAAGAACAAAUUCCAAAAAAUAUUAUUGACAUACCAUUGCAUCCACGUAGUGGGAGAAAUGUCAAUAAGCAAGAGGUUGCACAAGAGCAAAUACUUGACAUUACACUACCUCAAAGUAGUGGGAAUAACGUCGAGCAGCCUGCAAUUGUUGAGGAAAGCGUUCAGCAUAAUGUCGAGGAACCUGUCAUAGUACAGGAGGACAUUGAGGGUGUUCAAAAUUUAUUUCCAAAUGUAGCAUAUCCUAUAGUGGCUAGUCAUCGUAGUGGGAGAAUUAUUAAAAAACCUUUACGAUUUGCGCUCUUGAGAGAAUCAUAUGAUAUAAUCCCUAAGGAGCCUAAUACGGAACCUCUUAACUACGCCGAAGCAUUAUAUGAUAAAGAUGCUAAAAUGUGCAUUGCUGCUAUGAAAUAUGAAAUGGAGUCUAUGUAUUCCAAUCAAGUCUGA